AUCACUUCAGUUAAAACCUUGGCAUUUAGAAAUCAACAACGGGUUUGAAAUUUAGUCCAUUUAACUGCAAUAAAAAUGAGACGGUCGAUCUUAUUGUUUUUUAUCAGCGGUUGUGUGUGUUUGCAGUGUUUCUGGAAUUCUUGUCCAUUUAAACACUUUUCUAGUAAAACGCCAUAUAAUUUAAUCCGAGGAGAUUUUAGAGAUUCUGUUGUUAAAAUAAAAGGCUGUAAACCAACUAACAUAUGGACAAUAAUAAGACAUGGGAAAAGAAGUCCGGGCCGUCGCUUCGGGAAGUAUAUGAAAGAAACAGUAACUAUAAAAGACUUUAUUUCAAAAGAAAAUAGUACUCUUUGUGCUCAGGAUGUUGAUAACUUGAAAAACUGGCAAGCUGACAGCGAAUUGUUUGGUAAACCGAGUAGCUUAACUAAAGAAGGUUAUCUGGAAUUUUAUGGUAUAGCAAAGAGAUUAAGAGAAGCAUAUCCUGAAUUGUUUAAUAAUACAGAAGACGAUGCUAAAUAUUUCCUGCAAUCUGCGAUUGGUCAUUGGGUGGAAGAUGGUGUUGAGGGUUUCAUUGAAGGAUUAUCAAAUGAUAACCAAUUAAGAAUCAAACCUGCACCAGCAUUGGAUAAAGUGGCAGCGCCGUUUAGAAAAUGUGCCAACUACUCGAGGCUUGUGAGGUGGGGCCCUACUGUCUACGAUGAACAUGAUACUUAUCGUCUCUCAAAAGAGUACCAAAAAGCUAAAAAGCGAAUCGAAAUGCGCGUCGGUAUGAGUCUCACAUAUGACAAUGUCUCUGCUCUAUAUGAUUUGUGUCGGUAUACUUGGUCGGGUAUUGAAAUGAAACCGAGUCCAUGGUGCGCAUUAUUGUCACCGAAGGACUUCGAAGUAAUGGAGUAUUUAGGAGAUUUGAGGCAUUAUUAUAGAAAUGGCUAUGGGAACAUAUACAACAUAAUUAUGGGUGAAUAUGUCAUGGCAGACUUGUAUAAACAAUUUAAACUGGCUACGGAAGAAGGUGGCAACACACUAACAGCAUAUUUCACUCACGCUACCGUGCUGGAUAUGACAUGGUCUGCUUUGGGCUUAUAUAAGGAUACUAAACCGAUCACCGGAGCCGCUGGAAUUCACAAAAGAAAAUGGAGAACAACGUAUUUGUCAGCGUUUGCAGCGAAUCUGUUGGCAGUCUUAUACAAAUGCGAUAACGAUUUUAAGGUUGUAUUUUAUCGUAAUGAAGAACCAAUAAAAACGAUGUGUCAUCAUGGAGUAUGUUCUUGGAGUGACUUUGAAAACAAAUUUAAGCCUUUCCUUAAUACGACGAUCGAGGAGUUGUGCUAAUUUAAGAAUUAUUUAUAUUUAUGCUAGUCAAUUAAGUCCUUACAUUAAAGUUGUUUACGAGAAACA
Molecule: messenger RNA, 1398 nt
Organism: Leptidea sinapis
Lineage: Eukaryota; Metazoa; Arthropoda; Insecta; Lepidoptera; Pieridae
Product: multiple inositol polyphosphate phosphatase 1-like
Exons: 5
Coding region: 76-1332 (418 amino acids)
Molecular function (GO): acid phosphatase activity; inositol phosphate phosphatase activity
Source: RefSeq, a predicted model, not a curated record